AUGGAGCUGGUGGCAGGGGACCAGGGCAGUCCCAGCCCCUGUGCCCUUCUGAACGGCCCAGUGCCUGGCCGCCGCCGCCGCUGCUGCUUGCGGCUGUGUCUGUACGGCUGCUACGUCCACUCCUCCAUCAUCCCCACCUUCCACCGCAGGUGCUACUGGCUCCUCCAGAACCCGGACAUCGUGCUGGUCCACUACUUGAACGUCCCGGCCAUCGAAGACUGUGGGAAGCCAUGUGGUCCCAUCCUGUGCUCCAUCAACACCGACAAGAAGGAGUGGGCCAAGUGGACCAAGGAGGAGCUGAUUGGUCAGCUGAAGCCCAUGUGUGCAGGAAGCAGCGUGCACCACAAGUGCAACAGCGCCAAACAUCGCAUCAUCUCACCCAAGGUGGACCUCCGUUCGGGGGGCUACGGCGGCGGCGGCCACUCGGAGGUCCAGAACAAUGACGUGUCCGAGGGCAAGACGGAGCACAACCACCACGCCGGGGGCAGGAGCUCGGGCGGGGGCGGCGGAGCGCGGGAGAAGCGCAACGGCAAGGUCCACAAGCCCGUCCUCCUGCACCAGAACAGCACCGAGGUGUCCUCCACCAACCAGGUGGAGGUGCCCGACACCACCCAGAACUCCCCCGUCUCCAUCAGCAGCGGCCUCAACAGCGACCCCGACAUGGCCGACAGCCCCGCCGUGCCGGGCAUGGGGGGCCACGUGGCGUCCGUCAUGUCCGGCCUGUCCCAGAGCGUCUUCAUGUCGGAGGUCACAGGCGACCCCGUCUACGGCAUGUCCCCCACCGCCGGCCCCAACACUCACCUGAUGGGGGCGGACGCCACCUCACAGGGAAUGGGUCUCUCCGUGGCCUCCGAUGGCCACAAGUUCGCCUACCCCGCGGGGGGCGUGGGGGACGGCGGGGCGGGCCCGGGGGGGGACGGCCUGUCCAUGCUCUCGGGGGGCGGCCUUUCGGAGGAGCUGGUGCUCUCCAGCAGUCUGGACUCUGGGAGCAUCAAGAUCCCCGAGACCAACAUGAACUUUGACCCCGACUGCUUCCUGAACAACCCCAAGCAGGGCCAGACGUACGGCGGCAGCGCCAUGAAGACGGAGAGCAACAUCUCCCCCAGCCCGUGCUCCGGCGGCGGCGGCGGCGGCGCCAGCACCAACGGCGGCAUGCACCGCGCCUCGCCCUCCAUGGCCGACAACGGCUACAGCUUCAGCGCCGCCCUGGUGAAGAACAUCAAGACGGAGGACACUUCCUUCGAGCAGCAGCUGGCCUCGGAGAGCGGCUACCAGGUGGGGGUGGGCAUGAACUGGGGGCUCAGCCCGAGCACCACCCUGGAGCAGAUGGAUUUCAGCGCCAUCGACGCCAAGCAGGAGUACAACACCGGCAACGGUGCGGUGGGCUACAGCCAGGCCAUGUCCAGCCCUCACAUGGCCCACCAGAACCGCUCCCCAAGCUUCUUCCUUCAGGACGCCUCGCAGGCCAGCCACGGCCAGCAGGGGCACGCGGGCAUGGGCCAGAAGAGCCACAUGAUGGAGCACAACGCGCACGACUCCGGGGGCUACAUGGGCCUGCAGGCGGUGAAGACGGACUCCCCUGGCAGUAAUGGCCUCAUCCACCACCACCAUCUCCAGGCCCAUCAGAACCAUCACAGGGGCAGCUGCAACGGGGGCUCGCCGGCAGAGGGUCCCGGACAGAACGGCUCCCUCCAACUGCUGCAGUACCAGGGGGGCUUCCCCGGGAUGGGGGCUGAGCACGAGGAGGUGGUGGGUCUGGAGCAGCCGGGGGGCGCGAGCACGGGCCAGGCCGGGAGCAACGGCAACGGGGUGGACGGCCUCCUGAAGAACGGAGACCACAUCCAGGCGUGCGGCGUGGGGAACGGAGACGGAGGAGGCGGGACGGAACACUAUCUCCAGCAGCAGCAGUCGUCGGACGGCGGGUCUCUGGCCGGGGGCGGCUCGGGGGAGGGCGUGGCCAUCCGCAGCGGGAACGGAGGCAACGACGGCGGCGGCGGCGGCCUCCGCUCGCAGCAGCUGCAGCCCCUGCUGCAGGGGUCGGGCCUGGUGCAGGGGCUCUACAACAGCGUGGGGGCCCACCAGGGCCUGGGCGGAGGGGCCGCUAACGGGGCCGGGGGCACGGGCAUGGAGAUCAGCCUGGACCACUUUGACAUCUCCUUCGGGAACCAGUUCUCUGACCUCAUCAACGACUUCAUCUCGGUGGACGGCAGCGGCGCCGCCAUGUCGUCGGGGGGGGCCCUGUACGCCCACCAGCUGGUGGCGUCCCACGGCUCGGAGGGCCAGAACCACGCCGGCCCAGCCCAGCAGCAGCAGGGCCAGGAGGACGGAGGGGCCAGGGGCUCCGGAUACAGCCCCUCGGAGCUCUGCCUCCAGUCCUGCUGCAGCCCCACGUCUGGGGGCGGGGGGGCGGGCGGAGAGGGGGGUUCCCUCUCCUACAUGCACGUGGCGGAGGUGGUGUCGGCGGCGGUGGCCCAGGGGGCUCUGGGGAUGCUGCAGGCCACCGGUCGCCUCUUCAUGGUCACCGACUACUCUCCUGAAUGGUCCUACCCAGAGGGAGGGGUGAAGGUGCUGAUUACUGGCCCUUGGCAAGAAGCUAGCUCAAACUACAGCUGCCUGUUUGACCAGAUCUCAGUCCCUGCGUCCCUCAUACAACCUGGGGUACUUCGCUGCUACUGCCCAGCUCACGACACGGGCCUGGUGACGCUGCAGGUGGCACUCACCAACCAGAUCCUGUCCAACUCGGUGGUGUUUGAGUACAAGGCCCGUGCCCUGCCCUCGCUGCCCUCCUCCCAGCACGACUGGCUCUCUCUUGAUGAUCUUCACAGUGACACUAAUCAACAAUAG
Gadus chalcogrammus (walleye pollock) is the source of this 2844-nucleotide messenger RNA. Its product is annotated as calmodulin-binding transcription activator 1-like. Gene Ontology annotation, cellular component: nucleus. Lineage: Eukaryota; Metazoa; Chordata; Actinopteri; Gadiformes; Gadidae. Gene Ontology annotation, biological process: regulation of transcription by RNA polymerase II. The transcript has 8 exons. The record is from RefSeq and is a predicted model, not a curated record. Gene Ontology annotation, molecular function: double-stranded DNA binding; transcription coregulator activity. Bases 1 to 2844 code for a protein of 947 amino acids.